CACUCACAUCCUACAUAGCCCAAAUUUUUGUGAGAUUAUCUACUUAUCUAGUACCACGUUCCUUGUCCUUUACGGUUGCUACGCAUGUCUCCACUUGAGUCUUACAAGACACAGCUCCUCGAGCAAGCAGCUCAAGUCGGCGCUCUUAAAUUUGGUAACUUUACACUCAAGUCUGGCCGUAAAUCUCCUUACUUCUUCAAUGCGGGUCUCAUGUCCGACGGCACCAUCUUACAUACCGUUGCACAAGCUUACGCCGCCACCCUCUGCGCUUCACCCUCCCCUGGUGACCCCAAUGCGAACCCCUUCACUGACUUCGACAUCCUCUUCGGGCCAGCUUACAAAGGCAUUUCAUUCGCUGCUUGCACAGCGCUCGUUCUUGCAUCCAUACACGGCCGCGACGUCAAGUUCGCAUACGAUCGGAAAGAGGCAAAAGACCAUGGCGAGGGCGGCAAUAUCGUCGGAUGGCCCUCAGGUGGCAAGGAGAAAUGGCGUGUAGUGGUCGUCGAUGACGUCAUGACCACUGGCCUCGCAGCCAGCACUGCGAUAAACCAUGUCGUUCGGCAGGGCGGAGAGGUGGUUGGUGUCGUACAACUUCUCGAUCGGGAGGAGUUUUCCGAGAUAGACGACCAGGGACGCAAGGUCAGUUCAGUCAUGAAGCUCGAAAGAUUGCUAGGAGGCAAGGGGAAGGUGCGAAGUGUAUUGAAGAUGCGGGAUCUAGUAAAGUGGUUAGAGGAAAAGGAAGCGCGAGGGGAGUCCAGCGAGGAAGAGAUGAUGAGUUUGCAGGCGCUGAGGGAGUACAGGGACACUUAUGGUAUAACAUCGUUCUAAGGACGCGGCAUCUCUUCGCGUGGGUUCAAUGUGGGUAUGUACUUGUAACUAAAAGCAAAAUCCAUGAUGACUACAAGAAA
Messenger RNA from Suillus paluster, 908 nucleotides. RefSeq names its product phosphoribosyltransferase-like protein. Gene Ontology annotation, biological process: pyrimidine nucleotide biosynthetic process; 'de novo' pyrimidine nucleobase biosynthetic process; pyrimidine ribonucleoside biosynthetic process. Gene Ontology annotation, cellular component: cytoplasm. Lineage: Eukaryota; Fungi; Basidiomycota; Agaricomycetes; Boletales; Suillaceae. Gene Ontology annotation, molecular function: orotate phosphoribosyltransferase activity. The coding region runs from base 85 to 828 and encodes 247 amino acids. The transcript has 2 exons. The record is from RefSeq and is a predicted model, not a curated record.